AUGGAUUCUGUCUCGAGAAGACGUAGAAACCAGAGGUCUGAGGAGCCAGCUGCUUCGGAUUAUGACAAUGACUUCGACUACCAAGCAGCCUUGAGCCACGCGAAUCCUGUAAGCUACUUUCCCACUGGGGCGUUGAAUGUUGAAGCGAACAGCCGUCCUCCAACUCUGGACGCUGAUGCUGGCAAGUUGAGGGCAGAGUAUGAUGAUGCGGCCCUAGGAAACAUGGGGGCUGGUGGCCUGGCUAUGGAACCUGAUUAUGGGGCGCUAGGGCAGUGCUCUCCGGCAUCGGUUGGGCCACGUGUGGCCCGAGUUGAGACGGUGGAUUCGAGGAUUGGUGAAAACCCUGCAGCUUCAGAGACGUUGAUGAAGUCAGGGGCGGCACCCGCCGCUGAGCCCAAGGUUGAGACUGCGGGUCUUGGUGAGAGCGAUUUGUUGGGUUCUGCCGAUGAGCCUGCUACGAGCUUCCGGGAUCCGGAACCUUCAAGGAUCACCCCAGAAGAUACUCGUGAGUUAAUCCCUGAGAGAGGAGAUCGAGUGUCUAAGCUGGAAUCCCUGUUAGAGAGGGCUUUGGAAGAGAACAAGGAGUUGAAGAAGCGGCUCCAAACGGAGUCUGCGUCUUCCUGGCAUAGUGCCAGGACUCCGGGGGAGCUUCCAGCUUCGCCCGCCUCUUUUGCAAUGCGCCAUCACUAUGCCUGUGCCGGUCCUCCGUCAUUCGAGGUAGGAUCUGGUGUUACGGAAGAGCAACACUCUCUGGUACGACAGGUGAUGAUCGGUCUUUCGCCUAGCGCAUCGGUAUGGUGGCAGGGAGUCGAGGGUCCGGCAAACCUUGCAUACCAGAAGUGGCUAGGGGAGUUUGAUAAGCACCUCUAUAGCAGGGUUGAAAGUCGAUCUGUUAGCCUGCUGCUGGCGGCUGUGCCGCAAUCCAUCCGGUCGCGUCCACCUCCAUCCUUUUCCGAGUGCUCUGCCUUUUUCAACCUGGAGGCGGAAUGUGAAGCCGCAGCAAUCACGGCUGAGGGCCAGGCUGACAAGCGUGCUAGGAAGGCACUUCCUCUGCUGAAGCUUCGCCGAAGACCGGGGAGCCGCUGUGCAUUCUGCUUCGACGGUUGCGUCUGGGGACUCGAGUCGCAGCCGACCAUGUCGGGGAGGGUUGAUCUGUCUAGGGUCGAUGCUUCCUGGCUGCUCAGCGUCACGGGGGUCUCCGACUGCAGUUACGCCCUCGUAGACAGUGGCGCGACAAACGCGCUACGACCGGCUGAAGGAGCCGAGCUAAGCGCUGGCCGAGUCAUUCGGGUAGACUUGGCAAGCGGCACCGCAGAAUUGCGGAUCAACGAUUAUGGCACCCUCCUCCAUGCCGGCUCGGGCUACGGAGCUUAUUACCUCUUCCUGGUAUCUGUUCGAGAGCGUACAGGGAUAAUUCAGAAUGCCUGGGGCAAGUGGAAAGCUGAGCUAGCGAGUGCAGAGGAGGUUGAGGAAAGGCCCAAGGGCGUCGUCGAUCGCAUUGGAGAUCUUCCUUUCCCACGGUGCACUCAGCUUCCUUUGACAUCGCAGGGUUACAAGUAUUUCCUUGCUUGCUCCUAUGCUGUACCAGAGGGCUACAAGCCACUUGAGACGGGCAGUAAGGAGGGUGUUGAGCCAAUCCCAGGUGAGGUAGAUCCCGAGGGUGAUGAGGACGGUGAGCUGUUUCCGGAGUUGCUGGUUGUAAAGGUCGUAGGGGAUGAGAUAGAGGGGACUGCUCUGAAGUGCUCCGGAAAUGCUUUGGAAGACUGCCGAUCGCGCGGAGAUCGAUGCUGCAGCGACAAGGACUGUGAUCUUGUGCAAACGGAGUGGGAGCUCGAGCUUCCGGAUGGUGAAGAGCGCAUUAUUGUGAAGCCUCCCGCUCUACUGGUUGAGUUAGGGGUGCUACAAGCUGACGAUCGGUGGCAUGUUCGAAAGGCACUGUAUGGUCUACCUACGUCGCCAAGGGAUUGGGGCGAUUACCGGGAUAAGGAGUUCCGUACCUUUGUGAUUCGCUGCAACGGGGUCGAAUAUGGACUGUUUCAGACGAAGUCAGAUGAAUCUUUGUGGCUUGUGCAGCCGGUAGGUGAGGCUGGAAAGGGCGCAAUUUCCGGAUUGCUGGUUGUAUAUGUGGAUGAUCUGGCCUUCUUUUCCACUCCGGAGCUGUGUCAGUGUUUCGUUGAUCAGGUUCAGCGUAAGUGGAAAACGUCCGACCCGAAUUGGCUUGGGAGUGAGCCCACCACCUUCUGUGGGGCCGAGAUUGUUCGAACUGAAAGAGGGUACUGUCUCUCUCAGGUCCCCUUAACAAAGUGGUCUGAGCCGGAACCGGAGGGGUCCCCAGAUCCAGCCUUGGUAAAGGAAGCUCAAGGGAUUACGGGUGCCAUCCUAUGGGUCGCGACCCGAUCAAGGCCUGAUGUGUCAUAUGCUGUUUCAAGGAUGGGCCAACAGGCCACCAAAGCACCGCAGCUUAGCAUCUCGAUUGGGCACCAGGUUCUCCAGUAUUUGCAUUCCACCUUGCGUUACAGCAUUGAGUACUGCUUUGAUAGUGGUCCUUACUUCUCGGGUCAUGGCCUUCUUGCGGUCCCGCGUCGGGAUCAGGUUCUGGAGGUGUACUCUGACGCCUCGCACUCGCCCUGCGGGGGGCGUUCUGUUCAGGCUUUUGUGGUCAUGUGGCGUGGUUCGCCAUUGGCUUGGGAGAGCACCAGACAAUCUUUCGUAACUCUUAGCUCUGCGGAGGCGGAGCUAGUGGCCAUGUCCCACGCCAUCCAGAUGACUGAAUGUAUCCAGCCACUCAUCGAUGAACUGUUGGUUUGUGACACAACAGCUUCCCUUCUCGCGGACAACUCCGCAGCCAUCCGUUCCUUCGACGGCUCGCCGUCGGGCUGGCGGAGCCGCCACCUUCGGAUGAGGGCCCUCUCGGGACGUGAAAAAAUUGCUGCGAAUCAGUUGACCGUCCACCACAUCCCCGGCGACUACCAGCUGGCAGAUAUUGCCACGAAACCACUUUCCCGAGGACGCAUUCUACAACUUCUCGAUCUCAUGAACGUGCGAGACCAAUCUCUUCAGGAUGGUUCGGUUAAGGCGGCCAGGCUUAUGAGUAGGUUUGAUUUCCGGGACAUUCCGGCGGGUCUAAUCACACCGGAAUCUGUCGCAGGUCUGGCCUUGUUGGCUCUCCUACCACGGGCGAAGGGACAACCGGUCGAAGACCAGCUUGAUGUUGGGUUCGGUUGGUUGGCUUGGACCGUUGGGGUUUUGUUAACGGUCGUGCUGAUGCUCUGGGGCUGGUGGCUUCUUGAGGGUUUGGAAGCUAUUGCGGAUUCUGCGGACUUUGUCGGACUUCGGGGAGAGGACCUAGAUGGACGAGCUUCGGAGACUGAUGCGAGUCAUCAGACUGCGGAGGUGGCAGCUAGGGACUAUUCGAGUGGUUCGGGUUUUAUGUCCGAAGGGUCUGCAAUCGCUCCUCCGCCAGAUGGGGACAUGCACGACGAUGUAGCCAGCGAGGUUGCUUCCAGCGAGUCUUCGGAGUUUAAUGAGGAACAGUGGCGCGUAGCGCAGCAGAAAUUAGAGGAACAAGAGCGGUUCACAGGUCUCACGUGGAUCCUCCUCAUAUGCUGCAGCGGUACGGUCCUCUGCCGGAUUGGUAUGCUGGGCCUAGCGAUAGUAACGCUGAUCCCAACCCUGCUCCUGUCGAGCCAGCUAUCACUGAAGAGGUUCUCGUAG
Symbiodinium sp. CCMP2592 is the source of this 3714-nucleotide messenger RNA. Lineage: Eukaryota; Dinophyceae; Suessiales; Symbiodiniaceae. The record is from the annotation of a GenBank genome assembly.